AUGCGCCAGCGAAUCACCUUCAUCCACAAGCCCGCUGACGGGGUUGCCUUCGAGGCACUUGAGAUUAGCGAUGCCGGCGUCAAAGGCCCGCAGAUUAAGGCCGUUCGUGAGGACAGAGUUACCUUUGCUCUUGAUGAACUUCCAUCAGAGUUAUCGCAGCUUCUGAGUGAGGGGCAUGAGCUGCACAUCCGAUGGGUCAGCCCUGAGUCCUACGGAACCAUCAGUCCCUUGAGCUCAAGGGUAUCACCGGGUUUUCACUUGUUUUAUACGCCAAAAAAGGAGGGACAAUGGGAUGCGUUUUCUCACUCUGCAGCCCUUCAAUAUUACGAGCCUUUAGAAGACCUCACAAAACUCGUCCAGUAUACAUCUGGUACUCUCUGUCCCGCAUCAAACACGGAUUGCAAGUCCCGCGCGGAGGAUCUCAAGACAGCAUCAUCGCUUGACAUUUCUUACGACACUAUCUCACACGCCCUCAAAGUGACGGCUCAAUGGCCUUAUGGCGCUCACGGGAUAUCCGUCGCCUCAACCCCCAACCACAGGACGGAGGUCGGCGUUCUCACCCUCGACUCCUCUUCCAAACCUGAGCCGCACGAGAUCGGUAUGACUGGCGGUCUCACCGUCCUCGGCGAACACACCAAGCCUUCCCCAGUUCUAUUUAACGUACCCGCACGCCACCGCCACCAUGCCGAGACUGUCCCAGGUUCUUCUUUCUCGGCGACCUUCCUCAAGCUAACGGGCUUGCAUCCUACGCUGCAGCUCACGGUCAGCUCCGCCCGCCCGCCCGUUGACGAUGCCUACUGUGCCAUCCAUGCACACUUUACGCUGCCCAAGACCAUCUUCGCGGACCGAUACCAGCUGGCCGAUGAUCUCUUCCUCAAGUCGAAGAAUUUGACGGCCUUGCGUUACUCCAGCUCGCCUGUGGACUUGGAGGCGCCGGCAUACGCAACUAAACCAUGGGGUUCGGGCGUGCUGCUCGAGCUCGCACCGCCUACGACAGGGAAGGACGAGGGGUGGACAGCCGAGGUCCCCCUACACCUGCGGUACCUGGAACCCGCCAACGGCGGCUACACAGAUGUCGAAAUUCCCUACCCGGCCGUGUUCUGGGCUUGCUCUUCUGAAGAAGGAACCAAAUUCCCCAGCAGCCCAUUUGAAAGGGUAAACCUAGGUUACGAUGCACUAUUUGGGCCACGAACAGUGUUCUGGCACGUCGAACCGCGGCCGGUUGGAGCUUCGGAGGCGGGUAGUCGGCUUACGAGCUCCGUGCGCGUGCCGGUACUGGAAGCCGGCCAGGCGGAGUGGGUUCGGAUUGGAACCGCGGGCGCGGUGAUGGUGGGCUUCGCAUGGGUUCUGUGGAGGCUCGUAGCGGCGUAUUCCCGGACCGGGUAUGGAAGGGAUGCCAAGGCUGCCGAGAAGAAGACGCAUUUGCGGAAUCGCCCCGAGAUACAGUGUGUGCCGGAUCUGCACGGUAACCCGGAUGUGGCGGAGCCGCGCCCACUGACGCGGCGCAGUUGGUCUCGUAGUCAGCAUCGUCCGACAGCUUUAACGUCAGGUCCUUGGCGGGAGAGAUUCUCUCACUGUGCCACAUUGAACUUCGAUGAGGCUCUUACUGCAUCAUACACCGUGGCCAUGAUUGCUGUUGUCGUUGCCUUCGUUGCGUUCGUCGUCUUCUUCUCCGAUCCCAUCGCCCGGCUAUUGUCCCCAUCCGGAAGCCGUAUCGUCCGCACGCCUCGGCCGCCAAUUAAUGAAUCACUCCUCGCCAUCGAACAACCUAAUGCCACCGCACUGUCAUGUCCACCCGAUUCGUACGCGGUGCAUAUCUUUUCCAAAGAGCCGUUAGUCUUAUACAUUGAGGGCUUCCUCACACCGGAGGAGCGAUUGCAUCUUCUAGACGUUAGCCAGCCCAUUUUCGAGCCAUCGACCAUCACCCAUGAUGGUGCCGGCGUGCAUCGUGACACCUCCAUCAGGGAGUCUGAGGUAGCCUUGAUACCUCGCACCGAUAGCGUUAGAUGUGUCGAAGCCCGAGCCCGGUCCCUGCAGGGCUGGCGAGAGGAGCUAUGGAUUGAGCGCCUAAGGACUCAGCGGUAUCACGAGGGGGGGCACUACUCGUACCACUUCGACUGGAGCUCCAACCGUGGGGGAUGGGGCCGUGUGAGCAGCAUGAUGGCUUGGGUUGACGCACGUGGUGACGAAGAUGGCGAGGAGUUAAUUGGAGGUGGAACGGAGUUUCCUCUGCUGCAUGUACCGGGGCAGAAGGAACGGUGGUGCCGGUUUUUGGAGUGUGACACCGACAACAAGAAGGAGAGCUACCACGCGGAUGCAGAGUCGAACGAAGAGGCUGGCAAGGGCGUUAUCUUCAAGCCUGUACCUGGAAAUGCCGUGUAUUGGGAGAACUUCCGUGCUGAUGGAAGCGGCGCUGGUUAUGAAGAGACGUGGCAUGCAGGUUUACCUGUUAAGAAGGGCGUUAAAGUUGGACUAAACAUCUGGAGUACGGGAAGGAUAGAUUAG
Colletotrichum truncatum is the source of this 2505-nucleotide messenger RNA. The record is from RefSeq and is a predicted model, not a curated record. Lineage: Eukaryota; Fungi; Ascomycota; Sordariomycetes; Glomerellales; Glomerellaceae.